UCGGUGCCGGAGACCGCGGCUCGGCACGCAGGCGGCGCCCGAGCCUCCGCUCGUCCGCUGGCCCGCGCGCCCGGCCGCCAGCCUCGGCCGCCCGCCACCUCGCGUCACGGCCGCUGCGAGAUCCGCCGCACCACCGCUCACCCUCCAGGUUUUGCACCUUUCUGGGAAAACAGCAAAAGAAGGAGUUUAUGAGCUAUUGUGUCAUUUACCCAAAUAGCCUAUCAGUGGCCACAGACCACAAACAGACUGUCCCAAGGAGAAAAGCUACAGGUAUCUGAGGAUAAACCAAUAUAAAACAGCUCUGACCAGACAGCUAGCAUAGAAUACUGACUCAGAGGUACAAGUAUCUACUGCCUGCCUCGCUGAUAGUUUCACACAUUGCUGAUAUCUGGUGGCCAGCUUCAGGUGGACUCUUCCCUCUUUGUCUGCAUUUUUCUGUUUAAACCUGCUUCAUGAAAUGGAAUGAAGUUGAACAGUCCUUCUUUUUCCUUCUUUUGUCCUUCUUUGCCUGUGAUGCUCAGAGAACAUUGGGAUGAUUUCACAUGCACAUAACUAGAACCCUUUCUGCAGCGAUGAGUUCAGACGAGAAGGGCAUAUCCCCUGCUCAUAAAACAUCCACCCCGGCCCAUAGAAGUACGUCAUCAUCCGCGUCCUCUCAGAGAGAAAGUCGGCAGAGUAUCCACAUACUGGAGAGAACUGCUUCCUCUAGCACAGAGCCUUCUGUAAGUCGGCAAUUUCUAGAACCUGAGCCGGUUCCCCUCUCCAAGGAAGCUGACAGCUGGGAAAUUAUAGAAGGCCUGAAAAUAGGCCAAACCAAUGUCCAGAAACCAGACAAGCAUGAGGGGUUUAUGCUGAAGAAAAGAAAAUGGCCUUUAAAAGGCUGGCACAAGAGAUUUUUUGUCCUGGAUAAUGGAAUGCUAAAGUAUUCAAAGGCACCACUUGAUAUUCAGAAAGGGAAGGUUCAUGGGAGCAUAGAUGUUGGACUGUCUGUCAUGUCAAUUAAAAAGAAAGCGCGACGAAUAGACCUCGACACAGAAGAGCACAUCUAUCAUUUGAAGGUGAAAUCCCAGGACUGGUUUGAUGCUUGGGUCUCCAAACUCCGCCAUCACCGAUUGUAUCGUCAGAAUGAAAUUGUGAGGUCACCAAGAGAUGCUGGUUUUCACAUAUUUCCUGCAACCUCUACAGCUGAGUCCUCCCCAGCUGCGAAUGUUUCUGUUGUAGAUGGAAAGGUGCAGCCAAACAGCUUUCCAUGGCAGUCUCCUUUACCAAGCAGCAGUAGCCUUCCUGCUACAUGCACAACUGGCCAGAGCAAAGUGGCAGCCUGGCUACAAGACUCAGAAGAAAUGGACAGAUGUGCAGAAGAUCUUGCACACUGUCAAUCAAACCUUGUGGAACUUAGCAAAUUACUGCAAAAUUUGGAAAUUCUUCAGAGAACUCAGUCAGCACCUAACUUUACCGACAUGCAGGCUAACUGUGUAGAUAUUUCAAAGAAAGACAAGCGAGUCACAAGACGCUGGAGAACAAAAAGUGUCAGCAAAGAUACAAAAAUACAACUGCAGGAAGGGCCACCUGCGAAGGGCCAGUUCAGCACAACUCGGCGCCGGCAGAGGCUAGCGGCAGCAGUGGCUACAACAGUUCCAUUCAGUGCCACCAUGUCACCGGUUCGCCUGCAUUCCUCUAACCCCAACCUCUGUGCGGAUAUUGAAUUUCAGACUCCCCCUAGCCACCUCCCUGACCCUCUGGAAAGUUCAACAGAUUAUACAAAGCUACAAGAAGAAUUUUGUCUAAUUGCACAGAAAGUGCAUUCUCUUUUGAAGUCUGCAUUUAACAGCAUAGCUAUAGAGAAAGAGAAGCUGAAGCAGAUGGUUUCUGAACAGGAUCAUAACAAAGGCCAUAGCACGCAGAUGGCCCGGCUCCGGCAGUCCCUGUCUCAGGCACUCAACCAGAAUGCUGAACUAAGGAGUCGGCUGAACAGAAUACAUUCAGAGUCUAUUAUUUGUGAUCAGGUUGUCAGUGUAAAUAUUAUUCCUAGCCCAGAUGAGCCUGGUGAGCAAAUCCAUGUCAGUCUCCCCCUGUCACAACAAGUAGCCAAUGAGAGCCGCCUCUCCAUGUCAGAGUCUGUAUCUGAGUUCUUUGACGCUCAAGAGGUGCUUCUGUCGGCCAGCUCAUCAGAGAACGAGGCAUCAGAUGAUGAGUCUUACAUCAGUGAUGUGAGUGAUAACAUAUCUGAAGACAAUACUAGUGUUGCGGACAACAUCUCUCGGCAAAUUCUGAAUGGGGAGCUUACAGGAGGCGCCUUCCGGAAUGGCCGUCGCACCUGCCUGCCUGCCCCAUGCCCUGAUACCAGUAACAUUAACUUGUGGAAUAUCUUGAGGAACAACAUCGGCAAAGACCUGUCAAAAGUCUCCAUGCCUGUGGAACUCAAUGAACCACUCAACACCCUGCAGCAUCUCUGUGAGGAGAUCGAGUACAGUGAGCUCCUGGACAAGGCAUCAGAGACAGAUGAUCCAUACGAGCGCAUGGUUCUUGUUGCUGCAUUUGCAGUUUCAGGAUAUUGCUCCACCUAUUUCAGAGCAGGAAGUAAGCCAUUCAACCCAGUCCUUGGAGAGACUUAUGAAUGCAUUAGAGAAGACAAAGGAUUCCGAUUUUUCUCAGAACAAGUUAGCCAUCAUCCACCCAUUUCUGCCUGUCACUGUGAAUCAAAGAAUUUUGUGUUUUGGCAAGAUAUCAGAUGGAAAAACAAGUUCUGGGGAAAGUCAAUGGAAAUUCUGCCUGUAGGAACACUGAAUGUCAUGCUUCCAAAGUACGGAGAUUACUAUGUAUGGAAUAAAGUCACCACAUGCAUACACAACAUCCUCAGUGGGAGAAGAUGGAUAGAACAUUAUGGAGAAAUAACCAUUAGAAAUACCAAAAGCAGUGUUUGCAUUUGCAAACUUACAUUUGUCAAGGUGAAUUAUUGGAAUUCCAAUGUGAAUGAAGUCCAGGGGGUUGUGAUGGAUCAGGAAGGGAAGGUGGUACACCGGCUGUUUGGGAAGUGGCACGAAGGGCUCUACUGUGGCGUGGCCCCCUCUGCUAAGUGCAUCUGGAGACCAGGUUCCAUGCCAACCAACUAUGAGCUCUACUAUGGUUUCACAAGGUUUGCCAUUGAGCUGAAUGAGUUAGAUCCUGUACUAAAAGAUCUCCUUCCACCGACAGAUGCCCGGUUCAGGCCAGAUCAAAGAUUUUUGGAAGAAGGAAAUUUAGAAGCUGCAGCAGCAGAGAAACUAAGAGUAGAGGAACUCCAGAGAUCUCGAAGACGAUACAUGGAAGAGAACAACCUUGAACAUAUACCAAAAUUUUUUAAAAAAGUUAUUGAUGCAAAUCAAAGAGAAGCCUGGGUUUCUAACGACACCUACUGGGAGCUUCGAAAGGACCCCGGGUUUAGCAAAGUAGACAGCCCUGUUCUUUGGUAAACUGGAGACAUAAAGCUAGCGAACAUAUCACACUUUGAAUGAAUAAAUAACUAUGCACAAUUAUGUUUUGUAUAGCUACGCGUGGUUUCUGGGUCGACUGAAAACCUACCAUUUGCUUUUCUAUUCAUCUUUAUAAUGGAUUUUCAAAAGUGCAUUAGACCAAGCCCCUAACCACUUUUGGAUCCUUUCUGUUUUGCUGCAACCAUAUUCCUUAAAAAAGUAAAAAAAAAAUCAUUAUAUUUAUAUAUAUAUAUGCAUAUAUAUACACACAUAUUCCACACCCUCCUCAGAAAGCAGAAUAAAAGGAACAGAAGAUAAAAAUCCAAAUCCUGAAGCUGUAAAGAAAAAUGAACUGCAAUUGGUGCUUAAAGAUGAUGAAGAGUGUUAAAAACAACGUAUAAGCCACAUGUUUGGUCUGUUGUUUGGAAGCACCAUCCCCUUACCAUAGGAGCUCUUGGGCCACUGCAGUAGGGUGGCUCAGAUGUCAAGUGUGUUUUGGAUGUGAUGUGCUCACACUGGCCUCGUCGAAACAGACUUCAUCCUUCCCAGCACCAGUUCCAUCUGUAUGCCAUUUUUCAUGCCUUAAGAAAUGCAAAGAUGUACAAUAAAUCAUUUUUUAAAUGUGAUCUCAUAGGUUUAUGUGAAGGACAGAUUUUUUGAAUCAUGGCAUGAUUCACUACCUUGAUAACAACAGUGAUUCACUUACCCUAAUUGGAUUGAAUAAAUGAAUAACCUGUGCUUUACUUUAAGUCAAUUACAAUGUGGUAGAUCUAAAGGGAAAAGAAGGGAAAGAUAUGCUCAGUAGAUCUCUGUGUUCAAGAUGCUCAUUAAAUUUCUGUCAGAUAAUAAACAAUCCCUCUUCCCUCCAACUUCAUUGUGCCCCAUUAUUUAGUAAAACCUGUAUUUGAUUUGGACAUUUGUCAUCAGUGUUAAACCUUUGGAAGGAAAUAACAAAAAUGCCUCUGGAA
Molecule: messenger RNA, 4420 nt
Organism: Perognathus longimembris pacificus (Pacific pocket mouse)
Lineage: Eukaryota; Metazoa; Chordata; Mammalia; Rodentia; Heteromyidae
Gene: Osbpl6
Product: oxysterol binding protein like 6
Exons: 27
Coding region: 543-3452 (969 amino acids)
Cellular component (GO): perinuclear endoplasmic reticulum; cytosol; plasma membrane
Molecular function (GO): cholesterol binding
Source: RefSeq, a predicted model, not a curated record